AUGACACCGCAACCACCACAACUCGUGGCACUUGUUGUUGCGCUCCUAUUCCUAUUAGCCGCAACGACGGAAGCGCUUGAGGUCAAAAUUUAUCGUUCACCAUCUUCCUAUUCCGCAUCCUCUCCAACAACAAGUAGUAUCAAACUCAACACGAGGCAUAACAAAUCUCUCAAAUAUUGUUUGGAAGAACCUGCUUCUCUCCGAGAAGGUUCUGUAUGUCUCAUGAAAGUCAUUGAUGUUUUUCCAACACAACUUCCAAUUGGAUAUGUUGCUGCUGCUUGUAAACGUGAUCACUUGUUGAAUAUUUUGGAAAAAGAUUCCACCACUGACUUUUUUGAUCAUUUAGAAAAGAAUCCCGUGCCAGUUGUGAUGGGAUAUUAUAAUAACAAUCAACACACACGUUCGAAUAUUUCAUUAUAUGUGACAGAUCAUCAUCACUUGUUGUAUGCCAUUACCUUAUUGAAGAGUAAAGAUUUACCUCAUUCCUAUGCAGAUAUGACCGAUCGAUAUGUGUAUGUAACCAUUCAGAGAGAUUUUUCACGAUUGGAUCGAAAUACGUUUUGGAGUACAAUGGUACGAAAUAAUUUGACCUAUACAUUUGAUGAAAGAGGAAUACCAUUGAAGGACUUUCCAGAUUCUCUUCCAUCAUCUAUUUUGUAUUUGAAAAACGAUCCAUUUCGAUCUUUAAGUUAUUUUGAUCGACGAGCAGGUGGUUAUGCUAAGAGUGACAAGGAGUUUGUGGAAUUUUUGUGGGGAAAUUAUUUAAGAAAUACAAAUCAAUUUGAAGAGUUGAAUCAAUUUACGGAUUUGACUGAUUUUGAUAAGGAGGCACCAUUCAUUAAGGAUUCAAUUGAUCAAGCAGUGAAGCUUUCUCAACUUCCUGCUGCUCGUAAUUUGCCUGGAUAUGGAGAAGGAACAGUUGAAAAGGCUGAAUGCAAAUAUUUCAAGUAG
This is a messenger RNA of Naegleria fowleri, 951 nucleotides long. RefSeq lists its product as uncharacterized. The transcript has a single exon. The coding region runs from base 1 to 951 and encodes 316 amino acids. Lineage: Eukaryota; Heterolobosea; Eutetramitea; Acrasida; Naegleriidae. The record is from RefSeq and is a predicted model, not a curated record.